AUAUCGUGAUAGCGUUACAAUCGUGAAUAAGAUCAUCACAGCACAUCCUUUCCAGACGUCGAUCGCAUCGCUUCAUCUCGGUCUCUCUUCAGCCUCACACAUCCGCUACAAGCAUCACCGUCAUCAUCACCAUCAGCUCAGAGGCUUCCGCGUCACUUGUGCAACUGUGCCGCAGUCCCUUACACCUCGUCAGACCUUACACUGCGCAGUCCAGCUUCCCUUUCGAGCUGCAAAUUCGUGAACACUCGACCCCAUUGCAGCGUAGCGCACUUGAGCCCCAUCGCUUUUUCCUCCACGCAUGCCUACAGCGGUUCUCAUGGCACCCUCGGCCCUCGAUGCGACUCCUCACUCAAAGUCAGCACAGGCUUCAGCACUUCCACCAGCAACUUCCAUUUCGUCAGGUUUUGUGGCACUCUCUAAUGGCCGAUCUGAACACAUGCACCGGCCGACGGCGAGCAGCGCAGACGUGUAUGUGAGCUCUUCCAACGGGAAACAUGAUGCCUCUCGCACUCUUCCAGUCAUCGGGAAGCCUUCAAAUGGCCAAAUCAAUCCGCCUCACCAUCACCACCGCCAACAGCACCUACAACUUCAGCACAAGUAUCCUUCCCUAACUCCCCAUCUGGCCACGCACAUCACCAUCAGGUCCCACCCGGAGCGAGGCAGGGGUGUCUUCGCAACGCGUGACCUUUCUGCGGGCACCGUCAUAGACAUCAGUCCCGUGCUCCUGUUCCCAGCCAACGAGUACGAGCAGUACGGCCAACAUACCCAGCUGGACAGCUACACGUUCGUCUGGAGAAGAUCGAAGGAAGGCUCAGAGAUGGCUCUUGCCCUGGGAUUGGGCUCCCUGUUCAAUCACGACCCCAUCGCCCCAAACGUCUCUUACACUCUGGAUCACUCCUCACAAGUCAUUCGCUUCACAACUGCACGGCCGGCGCAAAAAGGCGAAGAGCUAUGCAUCAGCUACGGGGCUGGAAGAAUGUGGUGGGAAGCUAGCGAAGGAGAAUCUUCGCGCGCGGGUUCGCAGAGCGAACUCGACGAAGACGAGCUGCUGCGUUUAGGUCAGGGUCUCGACGAGGAUUGGGAGGCUGACAAGGGCAUUGCUACGAUGCAGCACAUCAAUAGGCAUGGGUUGCGGAAUGGUCACCCGGUCAAGCCAUCAGCGUCCAGCAGUGACCACGGGCGUCGCGAUGCUGCGCUAUCCACAACGCCAUCGCUUGCAAGCACUGCGCAACCUCGCUCUGCUGUGGCACAGGGCAAGCAACCUGAGCGCGGCAGACUGUGGCGCCUAACGGAGGCCAUCGAUCCCGAGAGCGCACCUCUCGAGCUUUUGCCAGCUUGGGUCAUCGACGUGGAGCCUCGGCGCACCGGCGCGUUUGUCAGCUUCCAACAAGCUUUCAAGAAGGCCGUGCAGGAAGCUGGGGUAUGCGACGAUCCGCAAUUGAUAGUAAGACAUCUUCGCACCUACCGCAAGACCAUGCUGUCGCCGCCGGCAGGAAAUGAGGUAUCAUUAGCGGGUCACAGUCGGCCUGCAGAGAAGCCGAGGCCGAUACUGCAGGGAAUGAUCUGUGCGCAGCAGAACAUGCCCAGCAAGGAAAUGCUGCUUGAACUCUUGGUGCGACUCGGGGCUUCCAGCUUUACUGUCAAUGGAGGUGAGCCGACGCCCUACUUGGUGGACGUACCGGCAGAUCCCGCUCCCUCGCGCAGUCGACUAGCCGAGUGGACCUCGUACUGGCCCACUAACCACCAAUCGCGAGGAAAUGAUUGCGCGGGACUGCAGUCCUCGAAUGCCAGCGUGCCGCUAAUCGUGGACCGGAUGAAGGACGAACAGCUAUGGACGCCCGAAGCGCUUCAAUGGGCCCGAAGCCACCUGCGAAAAUGCGUCGACUUGGCUUUGGAAGCGAAGUCGAAGGGGCAAGUGCCUAUAGCUGCGCGCGUCACUCUACCCUUCCACUUGCCGCCCUGGCGAGGAGGCGGCGUGCCGAGGACGACUUCGAGUGGAACUACGCAUACUUCCAACAGCAGCUCAAGAGCAGGCGAGGACAGUCCGAGAAGCGACGGCGCUACGACUUGCGAGGAGCCGCAAGCGCUGCGCAAUGCAGCGGCGGCAGCAAUCGCAGCUGCUGACGCAGCAGCCGUCACUAGCGCUCCUAUCGAAGCUGCAGCCCACGAUACGCGGAUAGAGGAGCGAAAUCCAUUAAAACAUGCCGUCACGAAUGUGAUCAAGACGGUGGCCAGCAUUCGAUCCGAGCGAGAAAAGGAGCGACACAAGCUGCUGGGACAUUCUCUGGCCGAUACGCGCACGCCGUCGCCGACCGUCGCGGGCGCUCGGAGCACGCAAGAAGAAGCAGAGCUUGGAGAAGAGCACAGAGCUUCAGCUUUGGUCGCUGCUGCUGGUGAUGAUGGUGGUGGUGGCGGUGGUAACGAGACGCCUGCGCGGUCAGUCUCUAGCAUCCCAGCGCGGGGAGCAGUAGCGAAUGGGCAGGAUUACCUCUUGACCUCUUUGGCGCUCUUCACGACGCACGAACCAUGCUUGUCCUGCUGCAUGGCGCUCAUACACUCUCGCGUCAGGGUGCUGUACUUUUUGUACCCUUCACCAGGCGCUGGUGGAUGCUGCGGCGCUGCGACGGGGAAGCUACUGGGAGGCAGGGAUGGUGGUCCGUAUGCUGUGCAUGAACAGAGCGGUCUGAAUCAUAGAUUCGAAGUCUGGCGUUGGCUAGGACCGUUGGACGAAGAUGCGACGGAGCAGGACAGCGCAAAGUUGAAGCAGGAACUGAGCAUUGAUGGGCUUGAGCCCUAGAGCAGAGCAAUGGCAUGAUGCUACAUCUACAUGCGGCGCAGUGAAGUUCGUCGUGAGCGACGUUGUUUGCGUCUCCUUUAUGGCCGCAAAGGCUUCGCCUUCAUCGGUUUGCCUUCAUCGUCCAAACGGACAUCUCCUUUGAGACCUCCUGACCAGGGUUGGACGGCCGCGGCAGCGGCCGCGGCCGGGGCGGUCUGGGAUUUCUCAGCUUGCUUCGACUCCUUGCCGCCAAGCGUUUUCACGUCCUCAUCCUGGCCCCAGCCAUCUGGCGCUCCGGCAUACUCGCCCCAGCCGCGAAUACCCUCGGCCUCAUUGAUGCGCAAGAUGACGUCGGUCGAGUUGAUACCUUGCAGCGCAUCCCAUUCGCGCUGAC
Ceraceosorus guamensis is the source of this 3170-nucleotide messenger RNA. RefSeq lists its product as hypothetical. The record is from RefSeq and is a predicted model, not a curated record. Gene Ontology annotation, cellular component: nucleus; cytoplasm. The transcript is spliced from 2 exons. The coding region runs from base 437 to 2797 and encodes 786 amino acids. NCBI's taxonomy places the organism in Eukaryota, Fungi, Basidiomycota, Exobasidiomycetes, Ceraceosorales, Ceraceosoraceae. Gene Ontology annotation, molecular function: protein binding; tRNA-specific adenosine-34 deaminase activity.